Tachysurus fulvidraco (yellow catfish) is the source of this 6441-nucleotide messenger RNA. Its product is annotated as trichohyalin. The record is from RefSeq and is a predicted model, not a curated record. The transcript has 3 exons. Gene Ontology annotation, molecular function: GTP binding. The coding region runs from base 168 to 6206 and encodes 2012 amino acids. Lineage: Eukaryota; Metazoa; Chordata; Actinopteri; Siluriformes; Bagridae.
UUGCAAGUCAGAGAGAAACCACAGGUUAAUCACGUGACAUUCUCUUGUUCACUUGUCGGAAGUGAAUGGUCUGUUAUAAGAAGAUUACAUUAAAACAAUGGUGAGAAUAAAGCAAUAAGUGGAUCCAAAUCAAAGAAAAAACAACUGAGGCUGGACGAUAAAGCAGAAUGAUGGAGGCACAGAGCUCCCACCCCUUCAGUGCCGAAGCCAAACAGCAGGCUGCAGAUAAUACAGCAGGGGGCCAUAAUAAUGAUAACCCACCUCUUCCAGAGCUGCGUAUGGUGCUACUAGGCCGCAAAGGAACUGGGAAAAGUUCUUCAGGAAACACAAUUCUUGGCAUGGCUGGAGGAUUUGAAAGUGGAAAGCCGACAGAGGAGUGUGUAAAAAGACGAGCUGACAUAGCAAGCUAUCGUGUUACAGUUGUGGAUACUCCAGGGUGGGAAUGGUACUAUUCUAACAAUGGCACUCCGGGCUGGGUGACAAGAGAAACAAUGAGAAGUGUGACAGUCUGUCCACCUGGACCCCAUGCUUUGCUUCUGGUGAUACGGUCCUCUGCCUCGGUCACAGAGGACUACUAUAGGCAGGUUGAAGAACACCUGGAACAUUUGGGCAAGACAGCGUGGACUCACACCAUGCUGCUAUUCACACGUGGGGAGGAACUAGGCUCCAUUCCCAUAGAACAAAGAAUACAAAAUGCGGGAAAAUCUCUUCAGAAGCUUCUUGAGAGGUGUGGAAACAGGUUCCAUGUGUUCGAAAACAAACGCUGUGGCAAAGAUGGUGCUCAGGUGAAAGAACUGAUAAGGAAAGUAGAAAAUAUGGUAAAGGAAAGAGGAGGAAGACAUUAUGAAUGUGAUCCUUUACUACUAGGGAUUGAGUUGGAGGGGAAACGGAGAGCAAGAGAAAGAAGAAAGAAACAAAGAAUAAUGGAGACUCAAGCACAAAGAGGGAUCAUAAAAGCUGUGCUGACAACUGAUAUUUCACUACCUGAGGACCUAGAUGAAGCGAGUUUGUUCUCCAGGGGCUCUCGGCGUCUCCCAGAUCUUCGACUCGUCCUCCUUGGAGAAAGAGAGACUGGAAAAAGCUCUGCUGGGAAUACCAUCCUUAGAGGGUCUACAUUGUUUCUAACAGGCCAGGCCACAGAGGAAUGUUCAAGGCAGCAAGCAGAAAUCUCUGGAAGACUGGUGACAGUAGUGGAUGUUCCUGGAUGGGAGGGUGGUCCUGAAGGAAUUACAACAGACAGAAUAAAGCGUGAGAUCUGUGCUAGUGUGACACUGUGUCCUCCUGGUCCCCAUGCCCUUCUGUUGACGCUGAGGGUGGAUGCUUUAGUCAGAGCUACAGCAGUAAAAGAGCACUUGGAGUUACUCGGGGAAGGAGUAUGGAGAUAUACCAUACUGCUAUUCACAAGAGGUGAUCAGCUGAGAGAGGGUGUUACUAUUGAACAACACAUCCAAGGAGGAGGGAGAGAUCUUCACUGGCUGAUUGAGAAGUGUGGACAAAGAUAUCAUGUCAUCAGCAGCAUUGUCUUGGAAGGUGACAGCUCCAAAGCUCAGGUAACUGCACUUUUAGAAAAGAUUGAGAAAAUGGUUUCACGUAAUCGAUGUGAGGCUUUCUCACCAGUUGUGCAGGAGAUUCAGGAGCUCGGCAAGCAAAAGAACGAAAGGGUCAAUGUAAAGCUGAAAGAAGUUAACGAAAAGCUUCAGCGGCAAGAGCUGGAGCUCAAGCGAAUGAGAGAGAGGGAAAUGAAAAGCAUCAGGCGGAUUUUUGACUGGAGGAAAGAUAAAGUCAAAUCACCAGCAAAAACAAACAGAGAAAGGGAAGAGGGAAUGGAAAGAACUGAUGAUGACAGAAAGAGCAUCAUGAGCGAGCUGGAAGAGAGGAUGGUUUGGUUAACAGAGGACAGGGAAAGAGAGAUUCAGGAGCUAAGCCUGGAAAACAGCAGACUAAUUUCAGCUCUCAAUCAGGGGUUUAGAGAGAGGAAAGAAAUUAUAAUGAAAUUAGAAGAAACAGAAAAAGAGAAUGAAGAAUUGAAAGAAAAAGCAGAUGAGCUGCAAGUUAAUGUCAUUGAGCUUAAACGUGUCAGCAUUUUAAAAGAGCAAGAAAGAAAACAUAGAGAAGAAGAGCUCAUAAAAGACCAUGAGGAUACAGAAAAUGGGAUGAAGGAGAUGCAGAAGAUGAUGGCAGAUUUAAAACAAAAAUAUGAAGAUGUUUUAAAUGAAAAUCAAGAGCAGGAGAGACGGCUAACAGAGAAAAACAAACUUGAGAAAAGGCUUGAAGAGAUACAGAAAGAGAUGGAAGUAAUUAAACUGAAAACUGAAAAUAAAGUAAGAGAGCAAGAGGAAAGAUCGAGAGAAAUGAAUGAAAAGAGGGAAACAGAGAUGACUAAGCUUAUUGAAAUGAUAGAGCAGAUGACAAAAGAAAUGGAAGAGCUGCAAGUUGCUUAUAUAGAAGAAGUGGAAGCUUCUAAAGCUGUGAAACAAAUACAUGAAAAUGCUGUAUUUAAUUACACAAAACUUGCAAAGAAACUUGAGGAAAAAGAUGGAGAAGUUGAGCAGGAGAUGGCUAAAAAUGUUGAAAUCCAAAGUAAACUGAUAGAGAAGGAUGCAGAAAUCAGUGACUUGGUUAAAAAACUCAUAGACAAAGACCAGGAGAUUGAAAUGCUGAAACAAACUAUUGAUGCUGAACAUAGAACCAUGGAAAAUGUGCAAAAUGAUAGUAAAGCAAAAAUGGCUGAAUACACUUCCAGGAUAAAAUACUGGGAGAAUGAAUACAAAGAGAUGGAAGAGUUCUUAAAACGAGAAAAUGUAUUUAUAAAAGAGGAAAUAGAGGUAAUGAAGAAUCUAAAUGAGGAGAACGCUAGAAAAAAAGAUGAAGACACAAGGAAGAUCUUAGAGGUGAAAGAGAACACUAUUAACCAUCUGAGACAACAGAAUGAAGAGAAUGGUGCCCACAUAGAAGAAUUAAAAAGGCAGCUAAAUGAAGUCCAGGUAAUGGUGAAGAAUCUAAAAAGUCAGAAUGCAGCACUCAUUCAGGAGUUAGAUGACAUUCACAUAAAAUGUGAGGACUAUAAAAGGAACCUGGAGUCCCAGAUAAUAAAUAAUGAGAGCAGAGAGAAAGAUAUUAAAGAAAUACUCAACCAAUCUGAAGAAAUGGGAAAAAUCAAAGAUGCACUGAACCAAGAGAUCAUUAAAAAAAUGGAACAUGAGAUUUGUUUGUUAAAACAGAAAAAUCAAACACAACAAAUGGAACUAGAGGUUAUGAGUGAAAUGAAAAAAGAGAUGGAGAAGAACACUGAAGAGAUGAAAAAAUACUAUGAGGAGAGACUUUCGGAAAGGAUUGCGGAAAUGGACAUUAAAGAUGCAGAGUGGGAAAAAAGACUUCACAACAGAGAGCUGGAGCUUUGCAAAAGAGAGCAAAUCUUAGGUAAAAAUAUGCAAGAGUUUGAAAGAGGAAAAAAAGAACUAACAUAUGAAAAACAGCAGCUGGAUAUAAGAGAACAUGAAGUAAGUGAAAAGGAAAACAAACUGAAAUGCCAGUGCCAAAAUAACCAGAUACUCCAAGAAAACUUAGAGAGAAGAGAAAAGGAGCUGACAGAAAGAAAAAUGGAACUUGAAAGCAAGCACAAAGAACUGAGGGAUUUAUCUGAAAAGCAGGAAGUGGAAAGAAAAAAUAUCAAGAAACAACUAGAAGAGAAAGAACUUUUCUUGAAAAAAAUGGAAGAGGAAAUUGCAGUAAAACAAACUGAUCAAGAACAAGAAUUUAAAUGCUACAGAGAGAAUUUAGACAUCCAAGAUAAGGAAUUCACCAUAAGAGAGCAACAGUUAGUUGAAUCAGAGCAGUUAUACGACUUCAAUAUGGAAAAACUGGCAAAAUGCAUGCAGGAACUGGAGCACAACAAGCAGGAUUUCGAAACGUGGCAAGCAGAACUAACUAUAAAGGAAAAUAGUCUGAUGAAAAGAUCAACUGAAUUUCAGAAAAAAGAAGAGGAACUUUUACAGAGAGAAUAUGAACUUCAAAUUAAAACCCAAGACCUGUUAGAAACAAAUAAAGAGAUUGAAGCACGUGAACAGGAGUUUUUGAAAAAGCAAGAAAUCCUGGCAGCUGCAACUGAUCAAAUGAAAAAUGAAUCAGAGACCAUCAAAGAUUCAUUAGGAAUAAGGGAGCAAGAACUAAAGAAUUUGGAGGAUUUGCUUUAUAAAAAAGAGCAAAAAUUUAAAGAUAGAGUAAAAGACUUGGAUAUGAAGGAAAAACAAAUUUUGAAAAAAUAUGCAGAGUACGAGGCUGCAGAGAAAACACUGGAAAGUAAGCAAAAAGCACAAAGAGAUUUUUCAGAAAAACAGGAAAACGAACAUGAAAACAUUAGACAACACCUUGAAGAGAACAAAAAAGAACUAAUAAAAAUGCAAGAUGAACUUUUGGUAAAACAAAGUAAUCUUAAAAAAGAAAAGAAAGACUUUGAGAGUCUCAGAGAGAAUCUUGACAACAGGGAAAAGGAAAUUAAGAAAAUAGAGCAAGAGCUCCUGAAUUCAGAAAAGUUGUGUGAAGUCAAGGCACAGGAUCUGGAGAAAUGGCAAACUGAAUUGACUAAUAAAGAAUAUGAUUUGGUUCAGCAGUUAAAUGAGCUUUAUAAAAAAGAACAGGAGCUUACACAGAGAGAAAAUAACCUUCAACUAAAGAGCCAAGAGCUACUGGGCACAAAUGAAGAGGUUAAACCAGCUCAGCAACAGCUUUUAAACAACCAACAAAACCAGAUGACUGCUGAAAAAUGGGAAAGCCAAUUAGAAGAUUUCAGAGAGACCUUGGCAAAGAGGGAGCAAGAACUGAAUAAGAAAGAGGAUGCAUUUCAGAAACGAGAGGAAAAUAUUAGGAGUGCAGAAAUAUAUUUGGAAAAGAGAGAGAUAAUUGUACAGAAAAGGGAAAAAGAGGUACAAAUGAACAAAGAGCAAAAUGACACCAUGAUAAAUGAUCUUAAGACAAAGCAAGAAAAAUUGGAAGAAAUGAAUCAUUCUUUAGAAACAAAACAGCUUAAAUUAUGUGAUCUGGAGAAAGAAAUUAACAUCAGAGAGAACAGCAUCACAAACAAAGAACAAGACCUGAGUAAGCGAUAUAAAGAAUUGGAUAUAAAGAAGCACAACAUAGAAAAACAUGAACUACAUCUAAGGUCGAGAGAUCAAGCAUUCAAGAAAACAGAACAAGAGUUGAAUGAACUGAAUGUAACACUUGAAUCCAAGAAGAAAUAUCUGGAAAAUCAUACAGCAGAAUUAGAGAGCCAGAAAAGUGAGAUAAACAUUGAGAAACAAAUGUUGCAGAUGAAGUCAUUGCAAUUGGAAAAGUGGGGGAAAUAUCUGUAUAACAAGGAGCUUAAAAUGAUCAAAAUUAAUCCAAGUCUUAAUUUUAAACCAUGGAACUAUGACAGUGCAGCAGAGGAUGACCAUAGUGUGGAAAUGGAUUCAUCAUCUGAAACCACAUACAGCGAGUUUGAGAAAGAGGAGUUAGCAUGCCCAGUUAAAAGCAGUGGACCAGAGGAUAAGAUGGAACCACAAAGGAAUGGAGCAAACAGACAGGCAACAGGCACAAUUAAUAAGGAGGAUGAGACUGAGGAAUUCUUUGAACCAGCCAGUUCUGAUGGCCAGGAGGCUCAAGGUUUAAUCUACCCACUUACUGAACUCAAGGUGAUGCUCAUAGGAGAAGCUUGGUCAUCACGCCAGUCAGCUACACACACCAUACUGGGGCAAGAUGUUAAGGUUGGCAACCUAUGGAGAGGAAACAUAUCUGGAAAGCCCAUACUAGUUGUGGAGCCCCAUGGGAUAAAAUGGAGAUGUUCCAGAGAAAUAAAUAUGAAUUUUCAAAAGGAUCUCAUGCACAGUGUUUCUCUGUGCACACCUGGACCUCAUGCCUUCAUUCUACUUCUGCCUGCUUAUUUAACCUUCACAAGUCAGUACAGGAAAGCAGUGGAGUGCACAAUGGCCACACUGGGGGAGACUGCAUGGAGGCAUACUCUUGUUCUGUUUACAUGGGCAGAGGCUCUUGGAGAAAGUGGACAACAACACAUAAAAAGGAAUGGAGACUUGGAAUGGCUCAUUCAAAAAUGUGGAGGUAGAUAUCAUGUGCUGGAUAACAGACAUAGGGAAGCUCAUAUAGUAGAACUUUUGGACAUGAUUUAUGAGAUGGUUGCAGCAAACAAUGGACAUUAUUACCAAGCACGGUGACUUAAUUUUUAAAAAUUUUUGUCACCUCAAUGACACCAAAUUAAAUAUAUUCUGGGUUGCAAAACGUUUGUAAAGAUAUUAGCAGCCAGAAAUGUUGUAAAAUCAGGAUCUGUUUUUUCAUGUAUUUUGUAUUUGUUAAUAAAUAAAUUAAUACUGUGUGGUUGUAAGUAAUACUUUUAUAGAUCUUGUAUAAUUCCUAUUCUUAAUAAUGGCAAGAAACCAAUAAAGAAUUUAA